CCCACCCCUCAGUAACCAACGCAGCUCACAACAAUCCCAUGAAACCCCAAACUUACCAACAAAAACAUAAAAUAGCCCGAAACCAUGCCAAAUCCUCAACCCAACCUCCGCAUCGCCAUAAUCGGCGCCGGCCCAGCAGGUCUCGGCGCCGCAAUCGCACUACAGUCCCUCCCCUUCGCCUCACUCCGCAUCUACGACCAAGCAUCCGAGCUUCGAGAAAUCGGCACAGGACUCAAUAUCCAGCGGAACACAUGGCGCAUGCUAGACGCUCUAGGGGCAUCGGGGAAUAUCAAGCCCGAGGAGAUCUUCCGCGCUGCAGACGGACAUGCGAUGCAGCAUCGGAAUGGGAGGACGGGGGAGUUGGUUGCUGAGCUUGGGCAGGGGGAUACACCAGAACGCCAUCUGCACGCGCGUGCAUUCCGCUCUAUCCUUCAGCGAGCUCUCCUGGCUAAUACCGACAAGUCGAAGCUUAGGCUAAGUUCGCGGCUUACGCAUAUAAUCGAGAAUCCGAGCGGCUCGUUAUCAUUAUCCUUCCAAGACGGACACAAAGACGAAGUCGACCUCCUGAUCGGUGCAGAUGGAGUCAGGUCUGUAGUUCGCCAAUUCGCAUUCCCUGAGCACCAGCUCAUCUACACCGGGAAGACUGCAUAUCGGGGGUUAAUACCGACUGAAAAACUCCUGGCUAUCCCUGGAUUUCCCGACGCGGUAACCUUCUGGCACGGGCCGAAGGACUGGGUGUAUACUUGUAAUCUGCGGCAUGGGAUGUAUGAACUUACUUGCAUGGCCGGGGUUCCUGAUAACGGGGAUAGAGUUAGCUGGGGGGAGAAGGCUGAUAUGGAGGAAUUUAAGACACCGUGGAAGGACUUUGGCCCGCUGGUCCAGACAAUCCUCAGCCACGCAACGGACGUUCAACGCUUUGCGCUUUUUGCAGGGCCGCGGCUGGAGUCCGUUGUAGCCAAAGGAUCUAUUGCAUUAGUCGGAGAUGCGUCUCACCCACUAUCUGGGGCAUUCGGCGCAGGCGCCGGCUUUGCCUUGGAAGACAGCUACGUCCUCUCCCAGGCGGUGGCGUGGGCCUACAACCAAAAACACAGUAUAUCCAGGGCUCUUGACCUGUACGACAGAGUGCGCUCCCCGCAUUACAAGGCGAUGUAUGAUAUUCUAGACGAUUUUAGACGCUCGGAUGCCGAGAUGGAGCAGCUUGACUUGUCUUUUGACGAGGGGGUUGCCCAUAGUAUCCGCGAUAAGUGGGGACCGGGGUUUAGCUGGCUUUAUAGUUAUGAUGUGCAGGAGGUAUGGAGGAAGGCUGCUGCUGACGAGGAUGCCCGUUUACAGCUGGCUUCUCAUCUAUAGGAUAAGCUGUAUAGAGCAUAGAGAAUACCAAAUACAAUACUGAACUAAUAAGUAAACCUGAAUCCAGGAUAAUCAUCCCCCAAAUUCGACCUCUCCUCCUCCAGCUCAAACCGAUAGUCCCUCCCCCCCUUCCUCCUCACUCUAUUCUCCCUCAUCAAAUACACCAAAAACACCGUACAACUCACCCCACAAACCCAAGCCAUGCCCAAACUCACCCCAAACCCGGUCUUAUAAGUCGGCGCCUCGCUAUCAAAAAACACAUUACUCGCAACCAGCCCCCCACAAUUCCCAAACCCAAUCUGCAUCGCCGACGCAAUACUCUGCUUAUAAUGGCCCGCCAUAUUAUUACUCAACCACCCCAUCAGAAUCGGCUGCGUCAGGUAUCCGCCGCCCGUGAUUGCGAAGAGCGC
Messenger RNA from Aspergillus versicolor CBS 583.65, 1760 nucleotides. RefSeq lists its product as uncharacterized. Bases 85 to 1350 code for a protein of 421 amino acids. The record is from RefSeq and is a predicted model, not a curated record. NCBI's taxonomy places the organism in Eukaryota, Fungi, Ascomycota, Eurotiomycetes, Eurotiales, Aspergillaceae. Gene Ontology annotation, molecular function: FAD binding. Gene Ontology annotation, biological process: secondary metabolite biosynthetic process. The transcript is spliced from 6 exons.